UAUUCUCAAUAUAAUGUGUUUGUCUCAUACCUCAAAAAUGUGAUGGUGACCAUCAUAGGACACCGGGAUACCAAUGACCAACUAUCGCUUCAGUCUUUUUAUAAGAAAUGUUAUCACUGCAAUUUGUAAGAUCAUUUGAUUUCAGUAGCUCUGAAAUCUGAAAUCUAACAUCAGUGCACAAAAGAAAGUCAGCUCAAAAUGGAAUUAAACAGCCCCAUCAGUUUAUCAGCUGUUUCGAUAGGUACAAGCGUGCUUCCGUUUAUACUAGUUCUUUGUUGUCUAGUAACACAGAAAAGGAAGACUGAUAAUGCCAAGCGAAAACCACCACAACCAUCAGGUUCAUGGCCUAUUAUUGGCCAUCUACCUCUUCUAAGAAGAGGGCUUCCUCACAUAAUUAUGGGGAAUUUAGCAGACAAGUAUGGUCCGAUUUUCAUGAUGAAGCUUGGUGUCCACCAAGCCUUAGUUGUAAACUCAUCAGAGACGGCUAAAGAGUGUCUACACACCAAUGACAGAGUAUUUGCUAGUCGGCCCUGCUCAACAGCUGCAGAGCAUUUGGGUUACAAUUCUCUCCUGCUGGGAUAUAGCCCUUAUGGCCCCUACUGGCGUGAGAUGCGUAAGAUAGUCAUGUCUAAGCUCCUGUCCAAUAACCGGCUAGAGAUGUUAGAACGUGAACGAACAUCUGAGGUAAGAUCGGUCAUAAAAGCCAUUUAUGAAAGUUAUUUAAUCAAACGAAAAUUAAGUCCUGGUAAUGAUAGUAGUUUCAUAGUGGAUAUGAAGCAAUGUUUUAAUGACAUAAGCAGUAAUACUUCAGUAAAAUUAAUUGCUGGAAAGUCACUGAAUGAGUUUUAUCCUGGUGAGGAAGAACAUUAUAAGUGCACAAAGGCGUUGAGAGAUUUUUUCGACUUGGGAGGUGUCUUUGUUCCCUCUGAUGCUCUUCCCUUUUUGGGGUGGUUGGAUAAUGGAGGGUAUCAAAAGGCUAUGAAGAAAGUCGCAAAGGAAAUCAAUCAUGUAGCUCAAGGUUGGUUGGAUGAGCAUAAAGCAAGACGACUCUCAGAAAAUCAGGGGAAAGAAAAACAGGACUUCAUCGAUGUAAUGCUUGGUAUCAUGGAAACUAGAAAGAAUGAUCCUGCAUUACUUGAAGCAGAUAAAAUCAUCAAGGCCAUUAGCAUGGCAAUGAUACUAGGAGCAACAGACACAACAUCAGCAACCUUAACAUGGGCAUUGUCAUUACUAUUGAAUAACAGAGAAUCACUGAAAAAGGCUCAAACUGAGAUAGACAACCAAGUGGGAAAAGGCAGGCUAGUCGAAGAAUCGGACCUCAAGAAACUAAUCUACUUGCAAGCUGUCAUAAAAGAGACUAUGAGGCUAUAUCCAGCCGUGCCACUAACACAACGCGAAGCCAUUACAGACUGUACUGUGAGUGGUUACCAGAUCCUUGCAGGCACUCAACUCUUUAUCAAUAUUUCGAAGAUUCAAAGAGACCCGAAACUGUGGACUGAUCCAUUAGAGUUUCGGCCUGAAAGGUUUCUUACUACACACACAGAAUGUGAUGUCAGAGGACAAAACUUUGAACUUAUUCCUUUUGGAAGCGGCAGAAGAAGUUGUCCUGGAAUAACUUAUGCUCUUCUGUCCAUGCAAUUUACAUUAGCUAAUUUACUCCAUUCUUUCGAUGUCUCGACUCUAGCUGAUGAAGCUGUCGACAUGACUGAGGGUUUUGGAAUUACCAACUUGAAAGUCACACCACUUGAAGUCCUUCUCAACCCGCGUCUCCCAGACCAUGCUUUUAAACUAUAUUAAUCCUAGAAUGGUUGUUGAUUAUUCAUCGCCACCAAUAGAAUUUAUAUGUACUUGUCAAACUAGUAAUUAUAAGAUUCUGUCAUCAUGUAUUGCACGGGUCUUAAAUUGAAAUUAUGAUUAGUAUGGGGAUGACUUAAGUGAUAUCGAUUAGGUGGGAUGAAUUUGUACUCUAUACACUUAUUUUCAACAAUGCAGGUCAAGUAAAAUGGUUAUCGGAUUUUUGCCUUUGGAGUAAUGAGCCAAGAAAAGACUUUGAAAGA
Messenger RNA from Chenopodium quinoa (quinoa), 2057 nucleotides. Its product is annotated as cytochrome P450 CYP82D47-like. Gene Ontology annotation, molecular function: iron ion binding; heme binding; oxidoreductase activity, acting on paired donors, with incorporation or reduction of molecular oxygen. Gene Ontology annotation, biological process: defense response to other organism. The coding region runs from base 199 to 1797 and encodes 532 amino acids. The record is from RefSeq and is a predicted model, not a curated record. The transcript is spliced from 2 exons. NCBI's taxonomy places the organism in Eukaryota, Viridiplantae, Streptophyta, Magnoliopsida, Caryophyllales, Amaranthaceae.